Messenger RNA from Tarenaya hassleriana, 1802 nucleotides. Its product is annotated as double-strand break repair protein MRE11. The transcript is spliced from 19 exons. Gene Ontology annotation, molecular function: manganese ion binding; 3'-5'-DNA exonuclease activity; DNA endonuclease activity. The record is from RefSeq and is a predicted model, not a curated record. Gene Ontology annotation, cellular component: nucleus; Mre11 complex. NCBI's taxonomy places the organism in Eukaryota, Viridiplantae, Streptophyta, Magnoliopsida, Brassicales, Cleomaceae. The coding region runs from base 201 to 1802 and encodes 533 amino acids. Gene Ontology annotation, biological process: double-strand break repair via nonhomologous end joining; double-strand break repair via homologous recombination; mitotic G2 DNA damage checkpoint signaling.
CCCCAUGGUUUCUCCUCUUCUUCUCGAGCUUUGAAAUUCCCCGCCAGGGAAACACCCAUUGACGUCUCUCUCCAAUUCACUCUCACUUCCUCUCGCGUGGAUCCGUGUCGCCGGAAAGUUGCCGUUUGGCUUUCAUCCUUCUAAGACGAGGGUAUUUUUUGGGGGGUUAGUGAGCUGCAGGUUCUGCCAUAACUGGAGAUAUGUCCAGGGAGGAUUUUACUAAUACGCUUCGGAUACUUGUUGCUACUGAUUGCCACUUGGGCUACAUGGAGAAAGAUGAAAUAAGACGACAUGAUUCCUUUCAGGCUUUUGAAGAGAUAUGUGCAAUAGCAGAGGAAAAGCAGGUGGAUUUCUUACUUAUAGGCGGUGAUCUUUUUCAUGAGAAUAAACCCUCGAGGACAACACUGGUCAAAGCAAUUGAGAUUCUCCGUCGCCACUGCCUUAAUGAUAGGCCGGUCCAGUUUCAAGUUGUCAGUGACCAGACCGUAAAUUUUCAGAAUGCUUUUGGCCAUGUAAAUUAUGAGGACCCACACUUCAACGUUGGCUUGCCUGUGUUCAGUAUUCAUGGAAACCAUGACGAUCCUGCUGGAGUGGACAACCUAUCUGCAAUUGAUAUUCUUUCAGCGUGCAACCUUGUGAAUUAUUUUGGAAAGAUGAACCUCGGUGGUUCUGGUGUUGGCCAGAUUACCCUUUGUCCUAUACUUAUCAGGAAGGGUUCAACGACCGUGGCACUCUAUGGUCUGGGAAACAUAAGGGACGAGCGUCUCAAUAGAAUGUUUCAGACCCCACAUGCUGUCCAAUGGAUGAGGCCUGAAGCUCAAGAAGCGUGUGAUGUCUCUGACUGGUUCAACAUUCUAGUGCUUCAUCAGAACAGGGUGAAAUCAAACCCUAAAAAUGCUAUAAAUGAACAUUUUCUUCCACGAUUCCUUGACUUCAUAGUGUGGGGGCAUGAACAUGAAUGCCUUAUUGAUCCCCAGGAGGUAUCUGGGAUGGGCUUCCACGUUACACAACCAGGCUCUUCCAUAGCAACAUCACUGAUCGAUGGAGAGUCGAAGCCAAAGCAUGUUCUUCUUUUGGAAAUCAAGGGAAAUCAAUAUCGUCCAACAAAGAUACCUUUGACAUCUGUGAGGCCUUUUGAGUAUACCGAGAUUGUUUUAAAGGAUGAAGGUGAUAUAGAUCCCAAUGAUCAAAACUCAAUUCUUGAACACUUGGAUAAAGUGGUCAGUAACCUAAUAGAGAGAUCCAGGAAAAAUGCUGUCAAGAGAUCAGAGCUUAAGCUCCCGUUAGUUCGAAUCAAGGUGGACUACUCUGGAUUUAUGACCAUAAAUCCUCAAAGGUUUGGGCAAAAAUACGUGGGAAAGGUUGCAAAUCCCCAAGACAUUCUCAUAUUUUCAAAGGCUUCUAGAAAGGGUCGUACUGAAGCCAAAGUCGAUGAUUCUGAACGGCUUCGUCCAGAAGAACUGAAUCAACAAAAUAUAGAAGCUUUAGUGGCUGAGAGUAAUCUGAAAAUGGAGAUCCUUCCAGUUAACGAUUUGGAUGUUGCUCUACACAAUUUUGUGAACAAGGAUGACAAACUAGCUUUCUACUCAUGUUUGCAGUACAAUCUUCAAGAAACUCGUAGUAAACUGGCCAAGGAUUCUGAUGUCCUGAAAUUUGAAGAGGAUGACUUGAUUCUUAAAGUUGGAGAGUGCUUAGAGGAACGCUUGAAGGAAAGGCCCAGUCGACCUGAUGGUUCUGUUAUGGUCCAGACCUCGGAUUCCUCAGCUGGAGAAGAACUGCCCAGCUUUAUUGAUCCAUUUUAA